Molecule: messenger RNA, 1478 nt
Organism: Acanthochromis polyacanthus (spiny chromis)
Lineage: Eukaryota; Metazoa; Chordata; Actinopteri; Pomacentridae
Gene: atp1b3a
Product: ATPase Na+/K+ transporting subunit beta 3a
Exons: 7
Coding region: 329-1168 (279 amino acids)
Biological process (GO): intracellular sodium ion homeostasis; intracellular potassium ion homeostasis; sodium ion export across plasma membrane
Cellular component (GO): sodium:potassium-exchanging ATPase complex
Molecular function (GO): ATPase activator activity
Source: RefSeq, a predicted model, not a curated record
CUGCCACGACAGGGCUUGUGUGUGGACGUCACAGUUUUUUUUUUCUCUUUCCUCACCUUCCCCUUUUCGUUUUUUUUUAUUUGUUCCACCAGAGCAUCUCUCUCCUUCUGCUCUCCCUCUUUUCUACACCGCCCACUCCUUCCCAACCAUUGAUCCGACCACUCACCGCCGCCUCGCCGGCUUCUUCGCCUCAUUACAUCGCCCCGCUGCGCUUUUCUGCAUUUUUUAAAGGAAGGAAGACAAAAAAAGAAGCGCUGCACAUUUUGGACCAAAAGAUAACUAAACAACAACAGCAAAAAAGAGAGAAAGAAGCACCACCAUCAUCACCAUGGCGAGCACCGAGGAUAAGGCGGCCAACAAGGAGAACGUGUCCAGCUGGAAGGACUCCAUCUACAACCCGAGGACCGGGGAGCUGCUGGGUCGUACGGCCAGCAGCUGGGCCCUCAUCCUGUUGUUCUACUUGGUUUUCUAUUGUUUCCUGGCCGGUAUGUUUGCCCUGACCAUGUGGGUGAUGCUGCUCACUCUGGACGACUAUGUGCCGAGGUACAGAGACCGCGUUCCCUUCCCAGGGCUGGCAAUUCGUCCAAAUUCACUGGAUAUCGUGUUCAACAAAUCUGACGCGGCGCAGUACAAGACUUACGUCGACCAGCUGGACGCCUUCCUCAAAAGAUAUAACGACACGGAGGAGGAGAAGAACGAGGCCUGCAUUUCUGGGCAGUACUAUGAUCAGGAGAGUGAGACUGAAAAGACAAAGAAAGCUUGUCACUUCAAGAGGGGCUCCCUGAGUCUGUGCUCCGGCCUCUCUGACAACAGCUUUGGAUAUCGUGAUGGAAAACCCUGCGUGCUGCUGAAGAUGAACAGGAUCAUUGGCCUGAAGCCAAUUGGAGAGCCUUAUAUCAACUGCACAGUAAAAAAAGACAACCCAGUUCAAAUGCAAUAUUUCCCCACCGAGGCCCACUUUGAUAAGAUGUAUUUCCCCUACUACGGCAAGAAAGCCCAUGAGAACUACCUGCAGCCCCUGGUGGCCGUGAAGCUGCUGCUCACCAAGGAGGACUACAACAAGGAGCUGUCGGUGGAGUGCAGGGUAGAGGGCUGCAACCUCCGCAACGACGACGAGCGGGACAAGUUCCUGGGCCGCAUCACCUUCAGGAUCAAGGUCAUGGAGUAAAACGCGGAGAUGACCCGCGACACAUAAAAACCAGAUGAGGCUGCCCACGUUUGCUAAGGAUUUAGGUUAAAAAAUAUAUAUCAUAUACAAGGAAGGAAGUGUCAAAUAGGUCACAAAGACGGCAUUUUGAAAUCCGACGGAACGGUUUGGUGCCGACGAGUUUGGCUUCUGGUAGGAGAGCCGGGUAUGCAGUGAUAUCAAAUGUUGCUUUGAUGACAUUUCUGACCCUUCUUUCCUUUAUUAUUCCUUUGCUGACCUCUUCAAAGACCCCAGAACAAAAUGCAGGCUCUGUUCCUGCCCCCCCCCCCCA